Messenger RNA from Phacochoerus africanus (Common warthog), 6122 nucleotides. RefSeq names its product purinergic receptor P2X 6 (gene P2RX6). Gene Ontology annotation, cellular component: plasma membrane; nuclear inner membrane. Gene Ontology annotation, molecular function: extracellularly ATP-gated monoatomic cation channel activity; ATP binding; purinergic nucleotide receptor activity. Lineage: Eukaryota; Metazoa; Chordata; Mammalia; Artiodactyla; Suidae. Gene Ontology annotation, biological process: monoatomic cation transmembrane transport; response to ATP. The transcript has 14 exons. The record is from RefSeq and is a predicted model, not a curated record. Bases 3372 to 4715 code for a protein of 447 amino acids.
GGGGGAACAUGAGAAAGGGAAGGAGGGCGGGAUCCCUCUUUGUCGCUGUGGCUUGGGUGUCUGCUCUCAGCUCAGAAGGUGCCCCCUGGGACACGCCACCUGGGUGAAGCUGUGGGGCCAGGGAAGGGAAGAGGAGGUUGUCACUGGCUGAGUCCCCACCCUGCACCCACUCUGUGCUGGGAGCCGAGGAUACAGACACAGCAGACACACUCUGCCCUCAGAGUUCACUGAGCAGGAGAGGAAAGUGAAGCAAAAUGCAAUGUGUGGAGGGCCAUGGGACCGUGCGCACCACCCCUCCCUGGGCAGCAGAGGGUGGCAGGGGAUAAAACACCCCAGCUGAGCUUUACAGGAGCUGGGUGUUUCAGCUAGAAAGGAGGGGUGAGAGGUUGCAGGGUGUGGUGGGGGGAUUGUGAGCAGCUUGGCCCAGAGUAAGGAGCUUCAAGGUGGGAAGAGAUGGGGCUGGCAGAGCCCAAAGCCCAUGUGCUGGAAAUGACAAGCUCAGCCCGGAUUCAUCAGGCUUAAAAUGGGCACAUUUCUGAUUUAGAAAGAGCAACUGGUGGCAGGUGGGAAGGAAGGGCCAGAAAUGGGGAAGGAGCAGGCAGGGGACCCCCCCACCACCAGCACCCUGGGGGAGGUGAGAUGAAUGGGGGAGAAGGUGGAAGGAGAAGGAGGGGCCAGCACUGAGCCCAGCUUCUGACUCAUUAGGAAGGAGCCCCCCACCUAGAGGCGACCCUUUGGGAGGGUAAUGUGUCAGGUUUGCUCCUAGAAUCCAAGGUACCUGUUUCCUCUGGGGGACCAUCCAGCAGGUGCUGGAAAUGGGAACCCAGAGCAGAAGAGAGAUAUUUGGGGUCUUGAGGGCUACAGGAGAGGAGUGAGCCUCAGGCUGGGAGAGGGUGCUGCUGGGGGCUCCUGUGCCAGCAGAGGGCCAGGCUGGGCUGGUGGCACAUCCUCUGAACAGGGGCCUUUGUGGGCCUGCUCUACCCUCUCUUCUCUGUCUUCUGCUUUCACGGGUAAGCUGCUCCCUCCCACUGGCAACCCCAGAAAUAGCACAUCUGGUCUGCCCCUGGGUUCCAGCAAGGCCAGAGGAAGAGCAGGGGGAGGGUCAAGGGAAGGCAGGUGGCCCUGACAAUCUUCAGCCAAACAUGACUCCAGUGGGCUGGGGAGGAGGGGGAGUUGGGAGGGAAGGAAUCUGAAAGAGUUCAGGGGUCAGGCCAGAGAUGGGUGAGUGGAUGACAAGAGAAAACAUGGUCACAGCAGAAAGCCGGAGCCCCUUCCCCCAUCUGGGCUCUGGAACCCAUGUACCCCCUGCCACUGGGUGAAAAGAUGUGGCAGGGAAGCAGCCUGUGUGGACAGGCACAGGUAGGUGUGUGCCAGGGCCUCCCCCAUCAGACCAGCACUCACAACAAGAAUCCUCAGUGUCCGGUUGACCCGCAGACCCUGGCCCAGGCUCAGAGCUCCCAAUGCAGAAAUGCGGUUGUUGCUGCAACAGAAAGGCGUGUGCAUUGUGCUACCUUGUAAGCAACUGUGCAGAGCCACAUUGCCCCAGGGCCCAGCUGGAGCUGCUGGUGCAUCCUCCAGGUUGAACCUCUCAGCCCAGCCUCUAUGCACACUCCAGAGAUCCUGGGCAGGUCACUGUAUAUAGGUGGGUAAUUACUGUGCAUCAAAGGAGGCCCAAGUGUUCAGGGAGCUCACCCAGCAAACAUGCCUAGAGCAUUGUCACUCACCCCCCUCCCCAGUGGAGACCAGCUGCUGCUCCCUGGCCCUCAGAGCUCAGCAGGUGCUGCCACUCAUUCUGCUCCAUCCAUGAAAGCCUCUGUUCCCUCCCCCGACUCCUGGUGGGCUCAAACUCCAAACCCCAGCACAGCUUUCAGCUCCUUUGUCACCAGAACCAGCCCCACGUCCCUCCAACCUCUCAGACUCCAGCCUAGCAUCUCUUGUGGCCUCCUCUGGGCAUGGCUUCUCUCAUAAGGAGGAAAAGUGGGCAGGAUGGAGCAGAUGAUCUUGCCAAUGGCAGGCCGGUGCAGCUCACUCAGGCAACCCCAGCAUGAGGCACAGCCUCUGCAACCUAUGACCUGUAUGGCCUCUGCCUUUCCUUCCCUCUGGGCUUGCAGCCCUGACCCUGGUUAACCUCAGAGGCAUGGAACUUGCCUGGGCCUGGAGGAGCAGCCUACCCAUGGCAGGCCUCCAGCAGCCCUGCACUGAACAGAGCAAACCACUCUUUCUGAAAGGGAGGAAAGCUCACGUGGAGCACCCACCCCUGCCCUGGAUGGAUGUGAGUGAGGACAGAGCUGGGCACUCUCAGACAGUGGCUGAAGCCCCACUGUAAGUGUGUGUGGAAGGUUGGGCUCUCAGUGGGAAUAGGAGCAAGCUGAAUGCGGAUCCCUGGGUGGCCAUGGCUGGGGCACCAGGCUCCCUGUGCUCUCACCUAAGAUUGAGCUCCUCCAACACGUUAUUGGUCUUGAGAGCCUCCCCCACUGCAGAGGCUCCAGGAUCUCCACAGCCAUUGUAUGAGAUGUCCAGGACCCUCAAGAAGAUGCUGGCCUGGGAUGCAAAGGAGCAAAAAGCGGGCCCAAGCCUCUGAGCCCAGGAGGCCUGAGGAGCAAAGAGCAUGGGCAGAGAGCAGAGGAGGGAGCCCUGGGGCUUGGCCGGUGGUGAUGGGCAGAGCCACAAGACCUGGGACAGCAAGGGGAGGGUGUGGACGUGAAUGUGCCUCAGGACUGGCUGUUGGCCAUGGGCAGAGACACCAUGAUCAAGAUCUUUCCCCAGGUGGGGACCUCUCCAGGACCAGGACUGAGGCACAGAGCAGACCAGGUGAAGAGCUGUUGGAUGAAACCUACCUGGGGGCUGCGCUGGGGAGGAGGGCGGGAGCUCGGGGGUGCCCCAGGGAGACAGAGCCUGACCUGUCUAUGGGGCAGGACCCCAGUCAGCCCUGUCAAGAGGGCCAGGCAGCAGCUGAGGUUCCUGGAGGAGGAUCCCGCAGAGGCAGCCAGCACAGGGGGCACCACAGGUGCCUGUGCCUGUGCCACCCACUGUCAAGGCCUACAAACCACAAGACCCAAGCGAGCAGGCAGGUGUCUGAGAGUGUGCUGGGGUCCCAGUGUCCAAGGCUGUCAUCUCAGGGAAGCAUCUGCACAUGCCCAGCGGCAAGUAUGCAUCACUGGACAUCACGCUGUCCUCACCAGCCAAGAGUUUGUGACAUCUGGGAAGGUGUGCAACAUCAAAUGUGGACCCUUCACAGAGUGACAUGAGGGGGGCAUGGGGAGAGCAAACAUCAUUGUCAUCAAACAGAUCUAGGAAUGUUAGUUAGCUACAGAGACAUUCUUUAUGCUCUGCUGAAAAGAUCCAAGGCUCAUUUCUGAAGAGCUGUAAAGAUGGGCAUCUGGCACCUGGGAGAUGUGCCCCCAAAGGAGAGGCCAUGGACGGGGCCCGUACCUCCAGUCCCCUGGCAAAGGCCACGGCUCCUGAGCCUCGCAGAAAAUGAUACCAAUGCCCACUGUGGGCCAAGGUCUCUGCUGCGCACAGGGGUCAGAGAGUUGAACCCAAAGUGGCCUGCCCUUCCCUCAAGGAAUUCACCUUUAAUGAAGAAGACACUUCCAGGACUGGGAGAGGAGGUCAGCAGACCCCCACCUCAAAGAGAAGCCCCUUCUUUGCUGAACAGCUGGAGGUGGGCCCUCCUCGCCAAGAAAGGCUACCAGGAGCAGGAUCUGGACCCCCAGAUUUCUGUCAUCACCAAACUCAAAGGGGUUUCCGUGACCCAGAUCAAGGAACUGGGGAACCGACUGUGGGAUGUGGCUGAUUUCGUGAAGCCACCACAGGGAGAGAACGUGUUCUUCUUGGUGACCAACUUUCUUGUGACUCCAGAGCAAGUUCAGGGCAGAUGCCCAGAGCACCCCUCCAUCCCGCUGGCUAACUGCUGGGCUGAUGAGGACUGUCCUGAAGGGGAGACUGGCACGCACAGCCACGGUAUCAAAACGGGCCAGUGUGUGGUGUUCAACGGGACCCACAGGACCUGUGAGAUCUGGGGCUGGUGCCCUGUGGAGAGUGGUGCUAUACCCCUGAAGCCCCUUCUGGUCCAGGCUGAGAACUUCACGCUGUUCAUCAAAAACACCGUCACCUUCAGCAAGUUUAACUUCUCCAAAUCCAAUGCCUUGGAGACCCAGGACCCCCUCUACUUCAAGCAGUGUCGCUACGACCCACGCUCCAGCCCCUCCUGCCCUGUGUUCCGCAUCGGAGACCUCGUAGCCACGGCUGGAGGGGUCUUUGAGGAUCUGGCACUGCUGGGCGGUGCUGUGGGUGUCUACAUCCGAUGGGAUUGUGACCUGGACACAGCCAGGGGCUCCGAAUGCCUGCCCAGCUACUCCUUCCAGCUGCAGGAGCGGAGCUACAACUUCAGGACUGCCACUCACUGGUGGGAGGCCUCAGGCGUGGAGGCCCGGAGUCUGCUCAAGCUCUAUGGGAUCCGUUUCGACAUCCUGGUCACUGGGCGGGCAGGGAAAUUCGGGCUCAUCCCCACAGCCAUCACUCUGGGCACAGGAGCAGCUUGGCUGGGCGUGAUCACCUUCCUCUGUGACCUGCUGCUCUUGUACGUGGACGGACAAGCUCAUUUCUACUGGAGGACCAAGUACGAGGAGGCAAAGGCUCCAAAGGUGACUGCCAGCCCUGAGCCAUCAGAGCCAGCCUCUGCACCCCGGUGCCCAGCUGCCCAGGAGCCUUAGAGGGGCCAGCACCUGUCCCUGCAGCCACAGCUAAUACUUGUAGCUGGUCACUGAGGCUGUGGCCAGGGCCCCACUUACUGGCCCCCACUCACCAGCCCUCUCCUGAGGCCUCUUCUCUGUGGUGGGGGUGAGGGCUGGAAGGCAGGGGCCUCACCUUGGGGACUUCCCAGAUGCAGCCCCAGCAGGACCAGGGCGGGGGUGGGAGGAGGAUUCCACCAUUCAGCUCCCAGGCAGACAAUCUGUUCCCUGACACUGGCCUCAGUGGGUGCUGCCUGGGGAGAGCAGAGCCCUGUAGUGGGACAUGGCUCCAGCUGCGCCUUUCUGGGGAACUCUCUCCCAGCUCUGUCACCAGGGCUCCUAGCAGCAUCCCACUCACGCAUGACCAGCACAGACCCUCCCACUGUCUAAGGAGCCUCCAGCCCUCCCCUCUUGGUGACACCCCCACUGCAGGAGAACCCCCACCUGUCCAGCCUCGCUCAGCCGCGCUGGUCCAGGGUCUGUGCAGCUGGAGUCUAAGGCAGGACAGAAAGAAGUCUAACUGGAAGGCUGUUUCCACUGCUCUGGUGCUGGGCUGCCCUGAGCCCUCACCCAGUUUGGGGAUUGGGUGGGGGCCUUGUGGAAUGUGGAGGAGGGCAGUUGGGGCCCCAUGCAAUGGCACAGCACUUGCUUGGUUUGUGAGCACCAUCCCCUCCCUGGUGGCAGCCCUUUGGCCCUGGAGGGUUGGGAGCCAAAGGUGGAGGAGCUGAGUCAGUGGUCCUUGGUCCUUGGGGCCCUUCUGUGUGCUGCCUUGGUGACACCCAGCCCAACCUCCUGGAGCCUGUGGGGGUGGGGAGGGUGUACAUCUGGAAUUCACUGUUGCCCAAGGUCACGCAUAAGAACCAGCCUGAGGCAACGGCACCUCAGGUGGAGUCCAAUGGCCAGAUGGAAUGCCCCAAACACAUCACAGGGGCUCCCAGCAGACUGGCCUGGCUCUGGAAUCCUCACGGGGUCUGAGCCUUGCAUGCUGGAGAACUCACCAUGCCUGGGGGGCUGCCAUCAGCAGGGGGGACAGGCUGCAGGAGUCAGACACUGUCUUGGCCCCAGGCCACUAGCAGGGACUUGGGAAUGCCCACUCGGGGGGUGAGGGGAUGCUUUCUCAUGGGCCCUGGCCUAUUGCCAGUGCAGUGACGUGGACCAGCUGGGGAGGGCCAGGGCUGGGGCUCAGGCUGGGCUAGCAUCUGCAGCCAUCUGGCACUUGGAGCCUCAGCAAAGCCUUGGGUCGCCGCUGCCUGUCAAUCUCCAGUGCAGUGGCCUUGGAGAAGCAGGCCAGGGUGAGAGAGCCUUUACCAGGGUGGGGUCACGUGGACGGGGCACUGAGGAAACUGAUGUGUGGCUCCAGAGUUGGGGAGUAAAGCCUUGUCAAAGCCA